This is a messenger RNA of Urocitellus parryii (Arctic ground squirrel), 7740 nucleotides long. Lineage: Eukaryota; Metazoa; Chordata; Mammalia; Rodentia; Sciuridae. The record is from RefSeq and is a predicted model, not a curated record.
GUGGAAGGUGCGCUUGGCGGCGGCGGCGGGAGCUGCGGAGUCGGGAAUCAAAACAAAGGGCCUGGGGGGGGCGGGGGGAAGGCGGCGGGGCCGGAAUGUGAGCGGAGGUGGAGCCGGCGGCCGAGGGUGGAAGAAUGAAAGAAAAGAAAGAUGAAAGAAUGUUGAACCACUUUGCAUGGCUGUAUGAUGGAAGGAAACGGAACUGAGAACCCCUGCAGUAGAACACUUGGAUGGCUUCAACAAGAUAAUGAUGCUAAGCCAUGGCUUUGGAAAUUCUCUAAUUGCUUUUCUCGUCCUGAGCAGACGUUGCCACUUAGUCCCCAAACGAAAGAGUACAUGGAGAACAAGAAAGUUGCUGUGGAAUUAAAGGAUGUACCAUCUCCCCUUCAUGCUGGCUCUAAGCUCUUUCCAGCAGUCCCACUUCCUGAUAUUCAUUCUCUUCAGCAACCUAAAAUACAGCUUUCAACUGUCCCCAAAGUAAGCUGCUGUGCUCAUUGCCCCAAUGACUCCUCCACUUCGCCAAUGCAUUUUGGUGGUGGUGGUGGCAGCAGUGGUGGAAGUACUGGUAGCUUGAUUCACACGGGCACACUCUUAGACUCACAGAGCACCAGGACGGUCACAUGUCAGGUAGGGUCAGGGUUUGCUUUCCAGUCUGCGUCUUCACUUCAGAAUGCCUCAGCUAGGAGCAACUUGGCAGGCAUUGCGAGUGACUUUCCCAGCACRUGUCUAGAGAGUAAUCUGUCCUCCUGCAAACACCUCCCCUGUUGUGGAAAGCUCCAUUUCCAGUCAUGUCACAGUAGCAUGCACAAGCUGCAUCAGUUUCCAACUCUCCAGGGCUGCACUUCUGCUGGCUAUUUUCCCUGUUCUGAUUUCACAAGUGGGGCUCCAGGGCGUUUGGAAGAGCACAUUUCACAGUCGGAGCUAACGCCUCAUUUGUGCACCAACUCUUUACACCUAAAUGUGGUACCUCCGGUUUGUUUAAAGGGCUCACUUUACUGCGAAGACUGUCUAAACAAGCCGGCAAGAAAUAGUAUAAUUGAUGCUGCUAAAGUCUGGCCAAAUAUACCACCUCCAAAUACUCAACCUGCACCUUUUGCUAUCCCUCUGUGUAAUGGCUGUGGAACCAAAGGAACAGGGAAGGAGACCACGUUGUUAUUGACGACCAGUCUAGGCAAAGCUGCUUCGAAAUUUGGGUCACCGGAAGUCACAGUACCCGGACAGGUGCUGGAAAACUUGCCCCCCAUUGGAGUUUUUUGGGAUAUUGAAAAUUGCUCAGUUCCUUCUGGCCGGUCAGCUACCACUGUUGUACAGAGAAUCCGUGAAAGAUUUUUUAAAGGUCACAGAGAAGCAGAGUUCAUCUGUGUGUGUGACAUCAGUAAAGAAAACAAAGAAGUUAUUCAAGAGCUGAAUAAUUGCCAGGUAACCGUUGCUCACAUCAAUGCUACUGCAAAGAAUGCUGCAGAUGAUAAGCUCCGGCAGAGUCUCCGAAGGUUUGCAAAUACUCACACUGCUCCGGCCACUGUGGUUCUUGUGUCAACUGAUGUCAACUUUGCAUUGGAACUUAGUGACCUGAGACACAGGCACGGUUUCCACAUAAUUUUGGUUCAUAAAAACCAGGCGUCAGAAGCACUGCUGCAUCAUGCCAACGAGCUAAUCAGAUUUGAAGAAUUCAUUUCUGACUUGCCCCCCAGGUUACCACUAAAAAUGCCGCAGUGCCACACUCUGCUCUAUGUUUAUAACCUGCCCGCAAACAAAGACGGCAAGAGCRUCAGCAACAGGCUCAGACGCCUGUCCGACAACUGCGGUGGGAAAGUGCUGAGCAUCACGGGCUGCAGUGCAAUUCUGCGCUUCAUAAACCAAGACAGUGCGGAGCGGGCUCAGAAGCGGAUGGAAAACGAAGACGUCUUUGGUAAUAGGAUCAUUGUGUCAUUUACUCCAAAACAUAGAGAACUCUGUGAAGCAAAGAGUUCAAAUGCAAUUGCUGAUAAAGUGAAGUCUCCCAAAAAACUUAAGAAUCCAAAAUUGUGCCUCAUCAAAGAUGCAAGUGAACAAUCUUCCAGUGCCAAAGCCACGCCUGGAAAAGGCUCGCAGGCGAAUUCUGGAUCUGCAACAAGAAGUACAAACGUUAAAAGUUUACAGGAGCUGUGCCGCAUGGAGUCAAAGACCGGCAACAGAAGCUGUGAGCCGCAGCCCGGUCACAUGAGACUGGCAGCGACCCCGCACUGUAACCCCAGCGCCGUGGUGCCGACGCCCAAAAACUCCGGGAUGGCCGAAUUGCUCUACAAAGGCAAUCAGAAAAAAGAGAACCUCAGUGCUCGAAGUGUCACCAGUUCUCCCGUAGAGAAAAAAGACAAAGAGGAGACUGUCUUCCGAGUGAGCUACCCAUCCGCUUUUAGUGAGUUGAUGGCGUCAAGGCGAGUUAGUCCUCUGCUCACGUCUCCGCCCUGGACUCCUAGCAGGAGUAUGUCUCCAAACUUCUUAAACAGAGCAUCCCCACUUGCUUUCAGCGUUGCUGACCCCAGCAGUGGAGCCGACCGCCCAGACCCCUUUGCAAAUGGUGCUGACAUCCAGGUCAGCAACGUGGACUACAGGUUGUCCCGGAAGGAGCUGCAGCAGCUCCUCCAAGAGGCCUUUUCUAGGCACGGCAAGGUGAAGAGUGUCGAGCUCAGCCCCCACACGGAUUACCAGCUCAAGGCUGUUGUGCAGAUGGAAAACCUACAAGAUGCCAUUAGUGCAGUGAAUAGCCUCCACAGGUGUAAAAUUGGCAGCAAGAAGAUCCUGGUCUCACUUGCCACAGGAGCUGCUAAUAAAUCACUCUCUUUACUGAGUGCAGAAACCAUAUCUAUUCUUCAGGAUGCUCCGGCCUGUUGUUUGCCUCUUUUUAAAUUUACAGAUAUCUAUGAAAAAAAGUUUGGACACAAGCUGAAUGUGUCAGAUUUAUAUAAGUUAACAGACAUAGUUGCAAUCCGUGAACAAGGAAACGGGCGGCUGGUGUGUCUCUUACCCAGCAGUCAGGCCCGCCAGAGCCCCCUGGGGUCUUCCCAGUCACAUGACGGCUCCUCCACGAAUUGCAGCCCAAUUAUAUUUGAAGAAUUAGAGUACCAUGAGCCUGUCUGCCGACAGCAUUGUUCAAAUAAGGACUUCAGUGAACAUGAAUUUGAUCCAGACUCCUACAGGAUUCCUUUUGUGAUUCUCUCUCUGAAGACGUUUGCACCCCAGGUCCACAGUCUUCUCCAGACCCAUGAGGGCACCGUGCCUUUAUUAAGCUUUCCAGAUUGCUAUGCUGCAGAGUUUGGUGACCUAGAAGUAGUGCAAGAGAACGAAGGGGGCGUCCCCUUGGAGCACUUCAUCACCUGCAUCCCAGGUGUGAACAUCGCCACCGCGCAGAACGGCGUCAAGGUGGUGAAGUGGAUCCACAACAAGCCUCCACCUCCGAACACCGACCCUUGGCUUCUGCGUUCAAAAAGUCCCGUGGGGAACCCGCAGCUGAUCCAGUUCAGUAGAGAAGUGAUCGACCUGCUGAAGAGCCAGCCGUCCUGCGUCAUCCCCAUGAGUAGCUUCAUCCCGUCCUACCACCAUCACUUCGCAAAGCAGUGCCGGGUGUCCGACUACGGCUACGCCAAACUGAUAGAGCUGUUGGAGGCCGUGCCUCACGUGCUGCAGAUUCUUGGAAUGGGCUCCAAACGUUUGCUGACCCUCACCCACAGGGCUCAAGUGAAGCGCUUUACUCAGGAUUUACUAAAACUCCUCAAAUCCCAGGCCAGCAAGCAGGUCAUUGUGAGAGAAUUCUCGCAGGCUUAUCAUUGGUGUUUCUCAAAGAACUGGGAUGUUACUGAAUAUGGUGUUUGUGAGUUGAUUGAUAUYGUAUCAGAGAUUCCAGACACAACCAUCUGCUUGUCCCAACAAGAUCAAGAUAUGGUGAUUUGUAUCCCCAAAAGAGAACGUACUCAGGAUGAAAUAGAAAGGACAAAACAGUUCUCCAAGGAUGUUGUUGAUUUGCUGCGUCACCAGCCCCACUUUCGGAUGCCCUUUAAUAAGUUUAUUCCUUCCUACCACCACCACUUUGGCCGGCAGUGCAAGCUCGCGUACUAUGGGUUUACCAAACUACUUGAACUUUUUGAAGCCAUACCUGAUAUUUUGCAAGUAUUAGAAUGUGGAGAAGAAAAAAUCCUUACUUUGACAGAAGUAGAAAGGUUCAAAGCUCUAGCUGCCCAGUUUGUAAAACUUCUGCGGUCCCAGAAAGAUAACUGCCUUAUGAUGACAGAUCUGCUUACAGAAUAUGCCAAGACUUUUGGUUACACGUUUCGUCUCCAAGACUAUGACGUCAGUUCAAUUUCAGCUCUGACGCAGAAACUCUGCCAUGUUGUAAAGGUUGCUGAUAUGGAAUCUGGCAAACAGAUUCAGCUGAUCAACCGAAAGUCUCUGCGGUCCCUCACUGCCCAGUUGCUGGUGUUGUUGAUGUCUUGGGAAGGAACCACCUCUCUUUCCGUCGAUGAGCUCAAGAGACAUUAUGAAACCACCCACAGUACUCCUCUCAACCCCUGUGAAUAUGGAUUCAUGACCUUGACAGAACUUCUGAAGAGUUUGCCUUAUUUAGUUGAGGUUUUUACUAAUGAUGAGACAGAAGAGUGUGUGAAGCUCACAAGUCUCUAUUUGUUUGCAAAGAAUGUGCGGUCUUUACUUCACACUUACCACUACCAGCAGAUUUUCCUUCACGAAUUCUCCAUGGCCUAUACCAAGUAUGUUGGAGAAACACUGCAGCCCAAGGCAUACGGCUACAAUAGUGUGGAGGAGCUCUUGGGAGCGAUCCCACAGGUGGUCUGGAUAAAAGGACAUGGUCAUAAGAGAAUUGUAGUGUUAAAAAAUGACAUGAAAAGCCGGCUCAGUUCACUUAGUCUCUCGCCUGCCAAUCCUGAACAUCAGCCCGCAGACAGUGAGCGAAUCCUGGAGGUGCCUGAACUGUGCGCAGCCUCGGAAACCCCGCUUGGAGCAAGUAGCACUGGGCCUGGUCAGACGGAGCAAGAGCUUCUCCGCCUGGCCAGCAGCUCCCCUGUCGACCUCCUGUGUGCACCUGUCCCUUCUUGCCUGCCGUCCCCUCAGCUGAGACCAGAUCCUGUCAUCCUGCAGUCUGCUGACCUCAUUCAGUUUGAGGAACGCCCUCAAGAGCCUUCUGAAAUUAUGAAUUUAAGCCAAGAAGAAAGCAUUGCAAUUCCAGUACCAGGAAGGAAGGAAACGCUGCCCUGUUACUCCAGCCCCUCCGGCGUCCCAGCCGCUGCCCCAGAGCUGCCUCGCCCCUCAGGAGCCCCAGAGCCGCCACUCAGCAAGGACCCUGUGGAAAGCCCCGCCAAAAAGCAACCCAAAAACAGAGUGAAAUUGGCAGCCAACUUCUCCUUUGCACCUGUAACCAAGCUUUAAUUCCCACUGGGAACAUAGAGUUAGGAUGGGGAAAAACUGUCUGAUUCUGCACACAAAAAUGGGCUCAAAAAACAGCCUUUUAUGUUUUAAUGAAACCCCCCAGAAGCCACUUAACUGCUUCUUUAGAAGUAUUCCAUGAUAUUUUUGUCCUUUUAAAUUGAACACAGCUUUCAGCUGAAGUUUUUCUUUUUUUUUUUCCCCCUCAAUUAUUUGAAAGAACUUCUGGCAUUUGUUAAAGAAUCUUUAAUAUAUUUUCCCAAAUUUUUCUUAACUAUUAGGCAACACAGUGUGUUCCGGAAGAAGUAAGCAGUGGGAACCCAACUAGCAGGAAGUGGUCUUGCUUCCAUUGAGCCGCUUCAGGGGUGUGACCCCACAGUAGCAUACAGAGCCGCCGUCCUCGCUCCCGGAGGUCCCUGACAGUGUCAGCCCAGUGCGUGUUGUGUCUGUGAAGCAAAUUCUGUGCGGAGCCUGCGCAUGCACACGCGGAAGGAGGGUGGGCAGGGCGUUGAGCUGUGUUCUCAGGUUAGACUCUGAAGGUUCCUGGCUUCCAUGUGACUUGUAAGCGUGCCCAGUUUUUAUUUAACUAUGUCUGUAGUUGACAAAUAUGGCUUCAUCACAAAUUUUUUAAAAUGUUUCCAAUGUAGGAUUCCCUUUAGGAGCUUUCUAGAAAGUUGAGGUGCUUUAAGCUUCCCUUCUAUUUUAAGUUCCAGUUUGGCGUGGAUCAGGUGGAGGGUAAGGAGAUGGUCUUGGCGUCAUGAGUUGAAGUCAGCGUUUGAAUUACAGCACACAUUACUGUGUGUCAAGAGGCAGUGUUGGAAAGAGUCUGAUUUUCUAAAAUAUGCAUCAGAUGCAUAAAUUAUAAAUCAGAGCUGAGUGGUGAGGUACUUUAACAGGAAAGGGAUCAAUACUAUUUCCACUAGGAAGAGACAGUAAUUCAAUCUGAACAUGUGAAGGCCAAGGUUGAUCAACUUAACCUUGUUUUUGUAAUUUUAAAGCUGGUGUUGGUAGCUGGGAAGCUGUACCUGUGGAGAGGUGUGUGUCUACGUGUUAGCUCAGCCUCUUUUAAGUGUCUGUUUUUACUCUUGUCACUUCUUGCCGUUGGAAGCAUGUUUGGGUUUUUUUGUGGUGUCUGAUGUUGGCAUUUGAGAAAAGCCAGCCUUCGGGGGCACUGCCUGUGGAAUGGCCUUCCUCUCCAGUGCCUGAGGUCUCUGCUCAUGGGUGACCUCUCACCCCUGCUGGAGAAACCUGACAUUUACAAUGGAUUGUAUUUGUUGGGCAAAAAGGGCGGAUUCAUUCAUAGAGCAGAAAGAACCUGUUUGGCAAGUGGCAAGGUCUUCCACUAGUUAGUCGGUUUCUUUUGGGGAAAUGUUUAUAUUUUGUAAUUUCUAGAAAGCCAGAAAAAUGGGCUCUGAUUUCAUAGCCAGCAUUUUGAUAAAAUGCCACAAAAUAAGGGCUAUCGAGAGAUUUUUACAAGUUGGAUUUUUGUUCCCCAAAUCUUUUAAAUGAAGCCACUGAUGCCUGGUUCUCGGCACAAGACCCCAGUUGAGAUAGAACAACGCUGGGAAACCUUCUGCGUGCUGUGGCAGUCUGCACAUUCUCCCGAAGGCGUUUCCUCUGCAGGCAUAGUGUUACAGGAAGUACAGGGCAAAAUGCAGCUUUUUAUAAAACGCUUUUAAACCAUGUAAUAAAGCGGGUGUCUAGAACAUCAGCGCCUUAUUCUGAGACUUCAUAAGGCUGAGUUUGCACACUUGGGCUUCAGUUUUGCUAGCAUGUAAAGAACUGUGGACUUUAAAAACGUAAGAGGUAUCAUUACAAGUCACGUGGAAAUGUCUCAAGGAGCAGGUUCUUUGGGCAGCAGAGAAAGAAGGUCUGCGCUGUCAUGUGAAUGUGUCUGUGCUGGGAUUGCCGGUUAGUCUGGGACACUCUUGUGACUAACAAUUGCUGUUUAAAGAUGUGCGCUACAGGGGCACGGGCCCUGUCCUGACGUGCUCCACAGCGGCCAGUUCAACUGCUGUUUAUUUUUUUAUCCAGAGGCUUAAUUAAGUGAAUGACAAAAUGAUGUAUGCACAUUGAGACGAAGUUCUUUAUUUCUAGGUGGCAAGAUGUACCGACUUAGAGUUAUCUGUUUAAAAAAAAAAAAAAAAGACAAAAGUUAUCACCAAGACCCCCUUCCCCAUCUUGCACUGUUGGUUUUGGAUCGGGCGUGGGGGAGGAAAUGUUUUUCUUAACUGUCUACUUUGUUUGAACACUUUUUUUGUGGUUCAAGUGCUAUUUUGUGUGUUGGGACCAAACAGUUGUCAAUAAACUUUACAAGCAAGCAUCCAG